Molecule: messenger RNA, 2746 nt
Organism: Fusarium redolens
Lineage: Eukaryota; Fungi; Ascomycota; Sordariomycetes; Hypocreales; Nectriaceae
Product: Metallo-peptidase family M12-domain-containing protein
Exons: 2
Coding region: 402-2723 (773 amino acids)
Biological process (GO): proteolysis
Molecular function (GO): metalloendopeptidase activity
Source: RefSeq, a predicted model, not a curated record
GUACUGUAUUAUUCAGAUCUCAUGCUGAUCAUGCUACACGAUUAGUUGUUUCGAAAUCUUCUUCUUCUUCUUCUUCUUCUCCUCCUCUACUCCUCCUUCUCAACUCCUCCUUCUCAUUGUGUAUCUAUCCUCUUUGUUCUACCUCGAGAUACUUGGACCCUGACUUCUUUCUCCACAUUCUCCUUUGACGUUCCAAAUAAGUUCCCGUAAUACUUCCGACUCUAUUUCGGCCGCUCCGUCUGAUGAUCUUCGUCUCACCUUGAUUACUUCUCAUCUUACAACCUCCGUUCUCCUCAACUCGACUGUUUCUUCUGUAUUACUGUAUGGCCUUGCAGUGAUAUCGCUCUUAAUCGGCGCGUCGCCGUGUCUCUUCCAGGACCGUUCGAGGUCCGACAAACACCAUGGUAUCAUUACGGUCGAUUGCGACCGCUAUUACGGGUGUGGCUCUGUUCUUUGAAACCUCACUAGCGAGCUCAGUUAAGCGCAACGCCGUUAACUACAUAUCGUUCAUUGACGAGCCUGUAAUCAACACACCGUCACACCGUAUACGCGCCGACUCGCACUUUGAUCUCCUAUUCUCACUACACAAUGGACAGCAGAAGAUUCGCCUCAAGCUCGAACCGAACCACGACAUUCUACACGAGAACUUCGCCAUCACUCACAUUGGCGCCGACGGUGCCGUGCGAUCUGUCGAGACAGUAAACCGAGAGGACGAAAAGGUAUUCAAGGGACAUGUGUUUAUUCAGCGAGUCGGACGGGAAGGUUGGACAAAUGCCGGCUGGGCAAGAAUAACAAUGCAUCACGAUGGAAAGGAACCUGUUUUUGAGGGCACUCUGCGGAUCGACGGCAACCAUCACCAUAUCCAUACCGGCACCAACUACCAGCAAGUUCGACAUGAAGACGACCCCAUUUUGUCAGCAUCAGAGGCUCGGGACGAUGUCAUGGUUGUCUGGCGGGACUCAGAUAUCAUGUCUUUUAACCCUACUGAGCUCAAGAGGCGUGGGGCUUCGGCUGCACUCUGUGACUCUGACACAUUGGGUUUCAACAGCAAGUUUCAUGAGCUCCAAGACUUUGACACAUUUGGUGCAGCAAACACUAAAUCCCUUUUCGGUCGCCAAUCUAUCGACACAGGCACAGGGAACGACGGUUCGAGUGUUGAUCUUGAGUCUACAAUUGGUUCUGUGAACGGCUGCCCGACCAGCCGAAGGGUCGCCCUUCUAGGAAUUGCAACCGACUGUGGAUACACUUCCACAUUUAACUCUACUGAAGCUUUGAGGAAGAAUGUCAUAAGGAUGGUCAAUGAUGCUUCCGAAGUCUACGAAAAAAGCUUUAACAUUACGCUGGGUAUCCAGAACCUCACUAUCAGUGACGGAUCAUGUCCAGGAAGCCCAUCGGAUACAGCCCCUUGGAACCAAAAGUGCUCCAAUAGCGUGGACUUGUCUGAUCGCCUGAACUUGUUUUCUGCCUGGCGCGGUCAGAAUGAGGACAGCAACGCCUACUGGACUCUUCUGAGCACUUGCAACACCGACUCUGCUGUUGGUCUUGCAUGGCUGGGUCAGCUCUGCCGCCCUGGUGCCUCAGCUAACUCCAACACCGGAGGUCGUAACGAGACAGUUGCUGGAGCCAAUGUUGUUGUCAAGACUUCGGCAGAGUGGCAGGUAUUUGCUCACGAGACAGGGCAUACUUUUGGUGCCGUCCAUGACUGCACUUCCCAGACGUGUCCAGUCUCGUCGGAUGCGCAGUCGUGCUGCCCAUUGAGUAAGAGUUCGUGUGAUGCUCAGGGUGACUACAUCAUGAACCCAUCUUCAAGGGAGGGAAUUAGUGAAUUCUCCCCCUGCACCAUUGGAAACAUCUGUUCAGGGUUCAGACGUAAUGUCAAUACGGAAUGCCUCACCGAUAACAGAAAUGUCAAGACCAUCUCGGGUCAACAGUGCGGUAACGGAAUUGUCGAAGAAGGCGAAGAUUGCGACUGCGGUGGUGAGGACAGCUGUGGCGACAACCCCUGCUGUGAUGCAAAGACAUGCAAAUUCAAGGGUCAAGCUGAAUGCGAUAACUCGAACGAAGAGUGCUGUACGGAUAAAUGCAAGUUCGCAUCUUCAGGAACUGUCUGCCGCUCAAGCACAGGCCCUUGUGAUCCCGAGGAGAAGUGCACAGGAAACAGCGCAACAUGCCCCAAGGACAAACACAGCGACGAUGGUACAGACUGUGGUGAUAGUCUCCAGUGCGCAUCAGGUCAGUGUACAUCGCGAGAUGAGCAGUGCCGAGCAAACUAUCAAAACACGACAUCCUCCAGUGUAAAGGCUUGCACCAACAGCUGUCUUUUGUCUUGCCAGGCAUCGGGCGAUGGCUUCUGCACGCAACGAAACCAAAACUUCCUCGAUGGUACACCUUGCGGCGGCGGUGGUCGAUGUCAGAAUGGUAGCUGCGAGGGCGCUUCGACGUGGAAGGAGAUUGAGAACUGGUUCAAGAACAACAAGAAUAUUGCCAUUCCCGUGGGGUGCGUUCUUGCUGCACUCCUCCUCUUGUCCAUCUCUUGCUGCUGCUUCAGCUGUAUUAAACGACGCAUAUCUCGCCGCAGGGCAGCUAAACAACCAGCCAUGGGCGCGUGGCCAGGAUAUCCUCGAGGUCCCGUUCCGAACCAACAAGGACCCUACACGUACGCCCCAAUUGAUAACAACAAUGGCUGGCAGCAACAGAGGACGCGCAGUAUGAGAUAUGCUUAGACUUUUUUUUUUUUUUUUUUUUU